This is a messenger RNA of Polychytrium aggregatum, 2848 nucleotides long. RefSeq names its product WD40-repeat-containing domain protein. The record is from RefSeq and is a predicted model, not a curated record. The transcript is spliced from 22 exons. Gene Ontology annotation, molecular function: dynein light chain binding; dynein heavy chain binding. Gene Ontology annotation, biological process: inner dynein arm assembly; cilium movement involved in cell motility. Gene Ontology annotation, cellular component: inner dynein arm. NCBI's taxonomy places the organism in Eukaryota, Fungi, Chytridiomycota, Chytridiomycetes, Polychytriales. Bases 1 to 2736 code for a protein of 911 amino acids.
AUGUCGGACCCCCAAACCAGCGGAUCGCAGACCAUCGCGUCGAGCAAGCGCAAGGAGUCGGUCAAGUCCAGCCAAAUAUCGCUGAAGAAGGAUCCUUCGCUGUCGGGGACGGCCGAUCAUCUUGACGCCAACCAAGCCGCCGAUGGGAAGCCCAAGACACCAUCCAGCGGGCUCGCCAAAGCCGAGUCUGUGAGUCUUGGCCAAAAGUCCGAGGCGAGCACGGUCCAUCACGGCCUCGAGGAAGCCGCCUCCACCGAUGUUCAGACGACCGCUGGCCAGCCAAGGCUGGUUGCAGGUGGAGAAAUCCAGGUCGAUGGCAUCAUGCCUCUGUUUUUGACGGGCACCACCCAGGAGAUGUUUAAAAUCAAGGGCGGCGAGGAUCUCACCCUCGAGAACCCCAUGCGGAUGAUUCCCAAGGCCGAUCUGCUGGCCGAUAUCCACGCCCGUGCCGCCAUCUCGGACUUUUCCCCGGCCAAGCAGAUCAUCAAUGAAUAUCCGCAAGAGGAGCUGCUCGUUCACUGGGAUCCCGAGUUCAAGUAUGGACAGAACUUUUUCCUCUUCAUCAAGCCGGAGGCUGUGGAGAUUCUGUUGAAGCCGAUUGUCGUCGAGGCCGCCCCGGAAGAACUUCAAGCCUCUGUUACGUCGGCAAAGAAGGAAAAAGAGCGACACAAAUGGGAGUGUCUGGGGAGCGACAAGGAAAUCGAUGCCGAACGAAUGGAGAACACCCGUCCGUUGAUCAACAUCCGCAUGUCCAGGAAGCGGAGGGACUUUCUUCUCUCGUGCAAAUUUGGCGAUCGCGAUGCCAGCGACGGAUUUCUGGAGUGCAAGCCGUUCCGAGACCCGACCUACGAUAUCACGCGCAUGGAGCUGCCAAAGUGCAUACAAGCCGUCGCCCAGCUGAUUGACGCCACAAUCCAGACUACGUGGUCGCGAGCCACAAAUGCAUCUGUGCAAUAUGAGCCCGCGAUGAUGAACAGCGAAGAACAGGAGCUUCUGUUUGGAUCCGAGUCGUUCUACCAGUUCAUCCACGAGUCGUCUCCAAUGUUCGAGCACGCUAUCCAGCAGAACGAGAUCAUGGAUAUAUUUAUCGAUGAGUACAAGGAAUUGGGUGAAGAGGACGCUACCAUUGAGCAGGGUGCACACGCACAGCUCCAGGAAUACCAAUCAUUCACAGACCUGAAGCAUAGCAAGGACAGAUCCAUUUCGUGUGUAGACUGGCACCCAAUCCAAACAGGCGUUGUUGCUAUUUCAUGCGCGCAUCGACUCACGUUUGACGAUAGAGUUGAGUCUGGACUCAUGUUCCGCGCACACAAGUCGCUGCUCUUAAUCUGGAGCUUUCACGACCCUAUCCACCCACAGCUUAUCCUUGAGGCGCCGGACGAUAUAAUGUGUUUCAAAUUCAAUCCUCGCGAUACCAAUAUCAUCGCUGGAGGGUGCAUCAAUGGGCAGAUCAUUCUGUGGGACAUUGCUGAGUAUGAAGAUAAACUCAAAACAAACCGCAAAGCCAAAAGUGCCAACGAAGAUACCUCUGGCAACAAAGUCAUCAGCAACCGCCAUGUCGAGAUGGCCCCUAUCAAAUACUUUGCUGUUUCCUCGAUUGAACUCAGUCACAAGGGUCCGAUCUCGGACUUGCACUGGCUUCCCAAGAACAUGGAGCUCAACCACAGCGGCGAGUUUGCAGAGAGCGCCGAAAACGGACACAAGCAGCUCAUCACUGCCUCGGUUGACGGACAUGUUGCGUUCUGGGAUACGCGCGCCAAGAAGGAGCUCAAGGCCCUUGAUCUCGUGUGGAAGCCGUUUCUUCGGGUACCGUUGAGUGCCAUGGACAACACCUAUGACUAUGGUUUGACAAAGAUCAGCAUCCGAACGCAAAUCACGACUGAGAAGAGCGGAUCAGGUGGGCGGACAGCCAAGAAGGCGACUCCAGGCAACGGGUUCAGCAGCAAAUUUUACUGUGCCACUGAGGAGGGUGAUCUUAUAUACGCCGACUGGGUCGCCGAAAAGACAACCGAAGAAAAAGCCUCUCGGGUGGAGCAUGCAUUCAACUGCCACUUUGGGCCGAUGAGCGACGUGCAGCGCUCGCCGUUUUUCCCCGACGUUGUCCUCAGUGUUGGGGGGUGGUCUUUCCACAUCUGGAAGGAAAAAAUAGUGAUCGGCCCUCUCCUCAGUUCACCGCCAUCUCAAGCGUACAUGAUCUGCGGAAGAUGGAGCCCGACAAGGCCCGGCGUGUUUUACAUAUCCAAGUCGGACGGCACGAUCGAAAUCUGGGACCUUCUCGACCAGUCGCACUUGCCGAUCACGGUCCAAAACGUCUCGUCGAUUGCUAUAUCGUAUAUGACAAUUCACCAGUACCCGAACAAAUCGCAAAUGAACUCGCAGUUCAUUGCUGUCGGAGACGACGAAGGCACGCUUCACAUUCUCGAGGUGCCGCGAAAUCUGUCCAAGCCCGUCAAGAACGAACGAUCCAUCAUCCAAACCUUCUUUGAUCGGGAAGUGCGGCGUCUGUCGUACGUCAAGGGACGCAAGGAAAUCCGUAUAAGUGAAAAACCAAAAUGGGAGCAAGCCGCAAUCGAAGCCAGUUUGGCACAGAAGCGCAGCGAGGAGAAGAAAGUGGAGGAGAAGAAUCCUGAGGAGGAGGAGGAGAAAGCGGAGAAGGAGUAUCGUGCUAUGGAGCGCAGCUUCUUGGAAGCCGAGGGACUGCUGCCACCUGAGGAACCCGAAGCGCCUCCCGCAUAAGCCUCGAGCGAUUGCAAUCUCCACAGCCUGAGUCGCAUGCAAUGAAAUGGUUCGGUCGUGGUGCACGAAUCGCGUUUGACAGUGUCGGCCAACAUGAGACACAUAAGAUGAG